CGCUGUAUAUCUGGUGGUGAUUUGUGUGUGAAUUAACCUGAGGUUUCUCGGGCUGUUCAACGCUUCGAGUGUGAUCGCCGCACUCCCGAUGCUCGGGCUCGCCGGCUGUUGCUGCCUCCACAGACGCUGCCCGGCUUCAUUAACUUUCCCCCAGCGUUUCGUGUUGUCGGUUCAUUUGGUUUCCUGCCGCCGGCGGUCGGAGACCCUGCUCUCCCUUCACCCCCGUACCGCCCGCUGCUCGGAGGCCGGUGACCGGGUCCCGGCUGCCUGCCGCCGGCCGGAGCGGUAACCCCGGCGGGGCGACCGGCCGGGCCUGAGCAUGGCCUCGCGGUGGAGCGGGCCGGCGGGCUGGCGCCAGCUCGGACUGCGGUGGUGGGGGCUGAGGGAGGCGGCCGCGCUCCGCGGGCUGAGGGAGGCGGUCAGCCCGGGCCGGGCGGUGCGGGAGCGGGACGACUCCCCUGUUGUCCGCUACAUGGGGAAGGGCCGCAGGAGGAGCCGCGUGUUUGUGUGGGGAUUUGCCCGCACCGGGGCUCUGGGCCUGCCCGCCGCGGCCCGCCAGAGAGCCGCGAGUAUGCAGCUGAGGCCUCGCCGCCUGGAGCUGGAGCCGGAGCCGGAGGCGCGGAUCUCCUCUGCUGCCUGUGGCUAUGGAUUCACAUUACUGGCUUCACAAACCACUGACAUUACCAAGGUCUGGGGAAUGGGCCUCAACAAAGAUUCUCAGAUUGGAUUUCACAGGAGUCGACAGGACAGGACGAAGGGCUAUGAGUACGUCCUGGAACCUUCCCCAGUCCCACUGCCUCUGGAGAAGCCUCAGGAGACACGAGUGCUGCAGGUGUCGUGUGGGAGAGCACAUUCGCUGGUGUUGACAGAUAAUGAGGGAGUAUUCAGUAUGGGAAACAAUGCGUAUGGACAGUGCGGGAGGAGCAUUGUGGACAGUGAGAUUUAUAGCGGCAGCCAAAUUAUUCACCGUAUUGAAGGUUUGGAUAGCAGAAUUGUUGAGGUUGCUUGUGGACAGGAUCACAGCCUCUUCAGAACAGACAAGGGUGAGGUCUAUUCCUGUGGAUGGGGAGCUGACGGACAAACAGGUCUUGGUCACAAUGGUGCAGUUUCUAAACCAACCAGGCUGACAGGAGAUAUUGCUGGAGUGAACAUUGUGCAGAUCGCAACGUAUGGAGACUUCUGUUUGGCUGUAUCCAAAGAUGGGGGUGUGUUUGGCUGGGGGAACUCUGAGUAUCUGCAGCUUGCUACAGUUACUGAGACCACACAGGUGAAUGUGCCGAAGCAGCUCCCGUUUAAGGGCCUGGGAAAGAUAAAGUCUGCGGCGUGUGGUGGUACUCACGCUGCAGUCCUCAAUAGUGAUGGCAACAUGUUUGUGUGGGGCUACGGGAUCCUGGGGAAAGGAUGUAACCUUUCUGAGUCCAGACUGCCGGAGAUGAUCCCACCAACACUGUUCGGCUGCUCUGAGUUCACACCCCAAGUGCGAGUUGAUCGCGUUGCCUGUGGGCUCCAUCAUUUUGCUGCCGUCACUAAUCGUGGGGAGCUCUUUGUAUGGGGUAAGAACCAGCGGGGUUGCCUUGGCAUUGGAAGGAUGGACGAUCAGUACUUCCCCUGGAGGGUGACGGUACCAGGAGAUGUCACGGAUGUGGCUUGUGGGGUCGACCACAUGGUGGCGAUGACAAAAUCAUUCAUCUGACCUGACAGCCCACGAACAGGGGUGAUUAUAAAAACAUCUCCGAUUCUCGGCAAAAACUGUUCCAAGUACUCACUUUGGACUUCACAAUGGAGGCUUGUUUUUGAACAAGACAUAGAUUUCUGCUUUUCCUCAGGUGUCCACAGUGGGCCAGAUGUGUCCCUAGCAUGUUCAAAUGUCAGGAUGUGACCUCCCCACAGCCUGGCUGUUCUCCUUCUUUGGCAAUGACUCAUUUUCUUUUAUUCCCUUUAACACUGAGUGGUGAACUUAACUUACUGACCAUGCUGUGAGCAUAAUGCUGCAGCUGUGGUCACAGCGUUGACCAAUGGAUGUCACUACCUGAUCACACUGGGAUUUGUACCUCAACCAAUCACUCUGACAAACUGGCUUCUCUGGGAAAGAAUUCUUCUGUUUCAAAUGCCAAAGGUCUCAGCUAAUCUUUCGCUGUGAUGUAGUUCCUCCCCUCCUCGUCUCCUAGCUUUCAUUAAACUUCACAUAAAAGUACCUGCAGUGAGAGAGCCCUGUGGGAGAUCUGAGCUGCUGUGUCCUCACCAAAUCCCAGGCACCACACACCGAUGAGGCCACAAUGGCAGCACCCAGCAGCACAGCUGUCCGCCUUCACUGGUGUGUCAUCUGCACUGAGGCGGGAGCCUUGGAUUCAUGUGGGAAGGCUGUGAUAUCCCUGCUUCCCUACCAUCAGUCAAACUUCUCCAUAGAGUCACACAGCACAGUCACACCCAACUGGUCCAUGCUGACCAAGAUUCCCAUCUAAGAUAGUCCCAUUUGCCCACUUUAGGCCCAUAUCCCUCUAAAACUUUCCUAUCCAUGUACCUGUCCAAGUACCUUUUAAAUGUUGUUAAUGUACCUGCCUCACCCACUUCCUCCGGCAGCUCGUUCCAUAUACUGACCACCCUCUGGGUGAAAAAGUCGCUCCUCAGGUUCCUAUUAAAUCUCUCCCCUCUCACCUUAAACCUGUGCCCUCUAGUCCUUGAUUCUCCAACCCUGGGAAAAAGGCACAGUUGUUAAAAAUAACGCUGGCAGUGGGUGCAUUGAAUGGAGUGCAGUCCCCAACUGCCAGUCCCCGGUAGAAGGGCCCCAGAUUCUCCUGGUGUUAGACACAGUUACUCCAAGGGCUUCCUGUGACAGUGGAAAGGGGAGCUGGUUCCUGAGGAACACUGGUGGAACUGCAUGACAGUGUGUGUCUGACUGUAUUUAUACAGUCUGGGUCACAGCUGAUAAGGUGGCCACAGAGCCAGAAAUAAUGGGGUGAAUGGAACGAACAAGACGGGGUGUUGGACGUGACUGAGGGGGGUUUCCAGCGGGUGGGAGAGGACAUUGUGAUGGCUGUUACAGUGAACAGCAGUAUUCGAGAAGUGCAUCAAGGUCAGCCCAAAAUUGGUGGAAAUCCCCAGGGCUGUUACUAAAGACUUCUGCCCCUUUCCCAGUGUCUCAUGGGGAAAGCUACUGGGAUUCUCAUUCUAAUAAAUAGAUUAUAAAAGAUAAUCAAAGGAGAUAGAUGCGAUGAAUUUGCUUGAGUUUGAUGUUAUGGAUAAAUUUGUUCGUGUUUUAUCACUGAAUUGAGGAGGGAAGCUCCACACCAGAAUUCUAUCGGUGAACCCCAACGUGUUGCAGAAACUACAGCCUCUCUGAGCAGAGGUUGAUCUAUUACCAGGCAGUUUUGGCAAUGGACCACUCGUGACCAGAGUUUAUCAAGAGGUCAAAUGUGAGAUGAUGCAUGGUUUAUCUUCAGACAUCUGGAGGCCCCGGAGUCGGUGGCAAGGGAGUGGUUUUUGGAGAGUCUGAGGGAGGGCAAGGACUUUAUAAAAUAUCUUUGUCCAUCAGCCGCGGACAGCCUCAGUCCAUACUGAGAAUGAGAAAGAUGCUAAAUAAAUGUGUCCCUUUUA
Molecule: messenger RNA, 3594 nt
Organism: Pristis pectinata (smalltooth sawfish)
Lineage: Eukaryota; Metazoa; Chordata; Chondrichthyes; Rhinopristiformes; Pristidae
Gene: rcc1l
Product: RCC1 like
Exons: 11
Coding region: 320-1693 (457 amino acids)
Source: RefSeq, a predicted model, not a curated record